GAGGCUUUUUGGCUAAGGUUUGCACUGCAGAGCCCAGCCUCACGAGGGGUUUGUGAUUUAGAGGCGAUUUAGCCAAAUGCUGUUCCUCGAGCUGGAGCGCUUUGCAGCAGAAGGGGGAGGAAAAAAAAAAAAACACUGUGGCAUUUACUAAUAAAACUCUUCAGGAAUAUUUUUAGCCGUGUUAUGUCGCACUUCGCCACAAAGCGCUCGCUUGUGAAGCCUCCUGGCGGAGGCAGAGGGCUGGGGGAGAGGCGCAGGCGGUGCUCCCGGUGGGAUGUGCUGGGGCACGGGGCAGCCCAUGCAGAUCUGCCCCCAGGCUGGCCAGGCAGCCAGCUUCUCCUCCGCUUGGCUGGAGGGCCUGACCCUUCCCCUGUCCUUGGAAAUGGGAAACAAGCUUGUUAGAGAUGGGCUUGGCAGGGGCUGGUGGGCGCAGCUCAGCCCUAUGGUUCCUGUGUCAGCUGCAGCUGAUCCUCGCUGCCACCCAGGAUCGGGGCUGAGACCGCCCCACUCAUCGCAUGUGUGAGCCUCCAGCCUCCCUGAGCUGAGGGAUUGGUAGCCCAGGAGCAGCCCCCCGUGGCCUUUCAGGUCUGUCCUUUUUUCAUCUGUUCCCAUGGCAGGAGCCACCUACAGCACUGAGAUCUACCAGGGCACAGCCACAGCAGCACUCAGGGAGCACCUACAACCCUUGGCCAACCUUAAAUAACCUGGCCCAGGGGUGCGGUGGGCCCCAGUUGAGGCUGCUGAGGAUGGUUAUGGGCUGGCAGUGCCCACCUGAAGAUGGCAAUUUGGCCCUUUAUGGCCUGCAGCCGCCCAGGUUUAGUGUCACCAGUGGGUGGCUCUGCCUGGCUGGUGGUGCUGGUGCACCCGUGGCCACCUGCAGCGCUUCCAGGAGCGGUGGGGUCUGGUUUUCGGACCACACUGGACAUGUAGAAGAAAUAAUGAGUUAGUCUUGGCCAAAUUCCACCUGUGCUCAGGCUCCCCCUUUCCCCUUUCCCAUCGCUGGGCACAAGCGGCUCAUUAACAGCUUUCUCCCUUGCUUUGGGAAGCGCCGGAGGGAAUAAGCUCAGCAGGCAGAAUAGCAUCUGCCAUUGUGCUGCAGGAGCACAAUCGGCCCUUUCGGAAGCUCGGAGAGUGUGAGCGCUUGCCGGCAACAUGCCGCUGGUGAAGAGGAACAUCGAGCCCCGGCACCUGUGCCGGGGGGCUCUGCCCGAGGGGGUGACGAGCGAGCUGGAGUGUGUCACCAACAGCACGCUGGCUGCCAUCAUCAAGCAGCUGGGCAGCCUCAGCCGGCACGCCGAGGACAUCUUUGGGGAGCUGUUCAAUGAGGCCAACAGCUUCUACAUGCGGAUGAACUCGCUGCAGGAGCGGGUGGACCUGCUGGUCAUCAAAGUGACACAGCUGGACUCCACCGUGGAGGAAGUUUCUCUGCAGGACAUCAACAUGCGGAAGGCAUUCAAGAGUUCCACGGUGCAGAACCAGCAGGUGGUUUCUCGCAACUCCAUCCCCAACCCGGUGAUGGAAAUGUACCAGCGCUGCGACAAGCCCCCGCCACUCAACAUCCUGACACCGUACAGGGAUGACAAGAAGGACGGCCUCAAGUUCUACACCGACCCCUCUUACUUCUUCAACCUGUGGAAGGAGAAGAUGCUGCAGGCGACAGAGGACAAGAGGAAGGAGAAGCGCAGGCAGAAGGAGCAGCGGCUGGUGGAGGACUCCACCCGGGAGGUGAAGAAAGUGCGGAAAGCCCGUAACCGGCGCCUGGAGUGGAACAUGAUGGCGUACGAUAAAGAGUUUCGGCCCGAUAACAGGUUCUCACCAUCCCCAUAUCACAUGGCAUCAUCGGAAGGAUCACUGUCCCCAGACAAUAGAUCCUAUGCCUCAGACGCUGCCGACCACUCAUACCCAGCAAGCCCCAACCACCCAGCACAGCUGCUGGCCCCCGCUGCCCACCUGCCAGCCGAGCACAAGGAGGGGGUCCUGGCGGCCGUGCCCCCCCAGGAGCAUGUCUACCGCCCGCCGGCAGGCAGCCGGCAGAACAGCCUCAACCGUGCCCAGCCGCCCCACGCACCGCAGCCCCCUGAGGCUGUGCUGAACGGGCCUAGGCCGCACUUGGUCAAGGAUUUUGGCCCACAACCAGUGCCGAUGGCAGAGUACUUCGUGCCGCCAGCCCCGCCGCCCCCACCACCCGUCAUCCCCUCGGCACAGACCGCCUUCGACAGCCCCAUGGCAGCCCCCGCAGCGCUGCCCCCCGGCGCAGCUGCCCCCCAGUCCUACUCGCCCUCGCCGCCACCCCCCGCACCGCCCGGCCCCUACUCUGCUUCCCCGCCACAGGCCGGCCCCAUGGGCCCCCCUGUGGCCCCGCCACCACCACCACCAGGGCCCCCGGCGCUCGCCGCCUCGCCGGCGCACUCGGUGUCGCCGCCGGCCCCUGCCGCCGAGCUGCGGAAGCCAGCCAUCCCGCUGAUGCCCAUGAGCGAUGCCCGGAGCGACCUGCUGGCGGCCAUCCGCAGGGGGAUCCAGCUGCGUAAAGUCCAGGAGCAGUGGGAGCAAGAGGCCAAGAAAGAGCCCGUGGGCAACGACGUGGCCACCAUCCUGUCCCGCCGGAUCGCGGUGGAGUACAGUGAGUCGGACGACGACUCAGAGCUGGACGAUAACGAGUGGUCAGACUGAGGGGGCCGGGACCGGGCUGGCGGGGAGCUGCUCCGCACCAGGUGCGUACCUGGGUGCCCACACCCGCUAUCAGCCCCGCUAAUUCAGGAGCUUUUGCUUUUUACACCAUGUCGAAAACCAUGUCGGGCAGCGCUGGAGGCUGUGCACGGGUAGGACGCGCCUCUGGGGCGGUGAGGCCGGGAAUUAGCAGCACCUCCGCGUUUAACGAUGCUGGAAAUGCUCUCUGGCAGUGGGUAAUGCACGGCCACAGGGUGGCUUUGUUAGGGAAACGACACCACGAGGCAGUAGGGCUUUUGCAGCUAGAUGUUAAAUGCGUAAUGGGGAGAUCGAGGGGUUUGCAACCUCUGAGCCCGUUCCCAUCCUCAGGACCAGAUUUUUGGGAGAAAAGCGUGAAGGCAAGGCUCGUGCAGCUGGCACAUGUGUGUCCUGGGGGCAAGGGGCUGGGGUCCAUGUCCCAAAAGCCCCAUAACACUUGGCCUGACUGCUAAACCACUGUAGUUAUAUUUGACAAAAAAAUAUAAAAAAUGCUGCUCUUAGGUAAACCCAAACCACUGAAACAGAGCGAUGCUCAGUCUCGCUCUCUCGAUUUGCACUUUGUAGCCCCACAAAUGCCACUAGUACAGUCAAGGACAAUUGCAUCCCAGGGCACUGGCCCGAUGCUGCCCGAUCCUCAUCCCCAAAGCAUGGCACCGGUGGGGAGCACGGGAACAGGGCCCCUGCCACCGUGCCAAAAAUACCAGUUUGCUCAUCAAAAUAGAGCAUGAUUCAUAGCUGCCUUUUCAUGCAGCUAUUAAGGAAGGAUUCACAGGGCUGGGGGUGCAGA
Messenger RNA from Cygnus olor (mute swan), 3493 nucleotides. RefSeq names its product wiskott-Aldrich syndrome protein family member 3-like. Gene Ontology annotation, molecular function: actin binding; protein kinase A regulatory subunit binding; Arp2/3 complex binding. The record is from RefSeq and is a predicted model, not a curated record. Gene Ontology annotation, biological process: actin cytoskeleton organization; positive regulation of Arp2/3 complex-mediated actin nucleation. The coding region runs from base 1153 to 2670 and encodes 505 amino acids. Lineage: Eukaryota; Metazoa; Chordata; Aves; Anseriformes; Anatidae. Gene Ontology annotation, cellular component: cytoskeleton. The transcript is spliced from 9 exons.